AUGAUUUUUAGCUAACGUUUUUACAUAUUAAUAAGUAUUUGAUCAUCAAACAACCAGCAGGAGUUCUGUCUCAAAUUUAACCUUCCUACCCUCCACUCAUUACCUGGAUUAAUUAAACCUGUUUGAACUCGUUACCUGUGUAAAAGAGGUUAUUAAGGUAACCAUAACGCACAGACCAUCAUGGGUUAAAAUCCUACAGAGUAUUAAAGGUCCCCAGUUCGUGUUCAGCCCCUUUUGAAUUAGGAUGACCAUCUGGACAGUCCAGAUGAGGCUUGGAAAGGUCAUGAGGUCAGAUGAGACCAAAAUAGAACUUUCUGGAAUGAAGUCCACUCACUGUGUUAGGAGGAGGAAGAAGCAUCUCAACUGUGAAGCACGGGGGUGGAAGCAUCAUACUUUGGGUCUGAAUGUCUGUAAAGCAGGCAGGAUGGCUGCAGUGUACUGAGGAGAGGCUGGGUGGGUCAUCUGUUCAGAAACAGAACAUUUGGAGGGAACUAGCAACAGGUCCUGAAACCUGAGCAAUCUGAAGAUCAGUAUGCAGGAGUGGACCAGAACCACAGGAGACGACUGACCUCUGACCUGGAAACAAAGGGUUCUGGAGCAAAUACUAAGCGUUGGGAAGCAGAAGACUUCUGUGUCCGAUUCACGGCUGUAAGCGUGUUUACAAGGAGCAGAGCGCUCUGGAGAGUCACAUCAUGGACCACAAGAUCCCGGCUCAGUCCCUGCCUGGUAAGAAGCUCCUGUGCUCCAGCAGCGGCUGUAGUGCCUCCUUCCCCAGCAUGCAGAAACUGAUGGAACACACCAGGCGUCACUACAAGCCUAACAUCUACUUCCAGUGUGAGAGCUGCCGCACCAAGUUGCGCUCCUACCGGGGCCUCCUGGCACACUUGCACACCUGCUCCAAGGUGCCGAGGGCCAAACCAAAGGCUGCGGAGCCGGCGACCCCCCUACUGGCUGCUGUGGCUGCCUCCAACCCGGCCCCCAGGACCUCUGAGUUGGCCCCUCCACAGCUGGAGUCGGUGUCUCCACAGCAGGCUCCCAUUCAGACCACGUCAGUCCCCUCUGCUGCCACUGUGCCGGACUCUGCUGACCCUCCUGUGCUUGGGCCCCCCAUGUUGACUCUUCAGGAAGCAACCCCUCCCCAGCACGUUGAAGGCCCCCCACAGAGCCCUCUCAGGGACGCAGCCACUAAGCUGGCGACCAGCUUCAGGCCCAUAGCUCCCAAAGCGGCUGCAGACCUGGCUGCUCCAGGAUCAACUACUCACCCUGCCUCCGCCGCUGUCUGGAGGAAGAAUCAAGCUAUGUCUAGCCACAGACGUGUCCUUUGGGAGCACACCAGGGGGCGCUACACCUGUGUCCAGUGUGGUCACACCGUAACCAACCGCAAAGAAAUGACUCAACAUAUCAACAGUCAGCACCAUGGCAACAAGUCUGGAGAAGAAGCAGGAAGUUCUGUCCCCAAGUCUUAGCUCAAGGUUUUCAUCAGUUCUACAGCUGUGUGAGAGGCGGAGCUAAUCCAGACAAAAACCUAAACAUCUGCCUGAUCACUGUUUACAUGGCUAGCUGACAUCAGUUUGCUUAAACUCCAAAAAUUUAUAUUUAAGCAAACUGAUAUUUAGCACUUAAUAUCCAUAUCUGGUUCAAUGUUAGUAAUUGACUAAUACAUAAUGCAACAACAUAUUGUGACCAUUAUUCUCCUGGUAAUGAAUAAUAUGUCUUGGUUUGGCUCCUAACUUCUACUUUGGCAGUGCAUUGUCUGGUGAAAGGAAGGUGUAAUAUACCUUUAAGAACAUCUGCAUGAGACAGAUGUUCUUAUGUGAAAACAUGUUUAAAUACUGGCAGUAAAAAGAGACUUAAUCUGUUCCAUGUUUAUUAUUCUUUUUCACUUUUCUUUCAAGUCAUAAUCAACAUUGUGGUGUGUGAACCGUGGCGGUACGUUCUGGUGUGUACCGCUGGUACUCCUGUCUGUCUCCCAUUAUGAUGCUUUAACUGUACAGAUCCGCAUGUUUGGAGCAGCUCUAUUCCUUCCUCUGGUUCUGGAUGCAGUUCAGCUUGAGGAUUUUUUUUUUGUUUCCCUUGUAUGUGUAAAAACAAGUUUAUUUUUUACAAUAAUUAUAGGAGCUUUUUAGCACCUGAAAAGCUUAAAACCUAGAGAUGCACUGAUUUGAUAUUAAUUUCUGUCUAUCUGUUCAAUAUCGAGAAAGACUCUAGAUGGAUCCUUGUGAACAGCUCAAUGCCGUGAACGGUAGAACUCCAGCUACAGUUAGUGACUAUUUUUUACAACUUAGCUUGCUUAUGAUGCUUUGUACCAGAGGUGGUGCUAGAUUUUGUUCCCAUCAUUUUGACUGACAUAGUCAAAAAGAGAAUCCAUCAUAUUCUAUUUUGUCAAAUUCUAAUUGAUGUUGACAUAGGCUAUGUUGAGAAUUUAUUUUGGGUUUAACCAGGAUUUACUUAAGACUUAUUAUUUGGGAUUUUAUCAUUUAAUAUCAGGUAACUAUUUUAGUUGCAGUUAGUUCAUAAAUCUAGUUCGCAUUUUUAUGACUAGUAUCUGGUUCAAAACUGACUAGUCGUAGACGUUUAACAGAAUGGACUCAAUAUCCCAUGAGGCUUUGAAGCGAAAGAAGAAGUAAGGAGGGAAUAGGUUUGGUUCUUUUUUCUUCCCGCUUCUUCUUCUCUUUUUUUUUUUUUGUUCCCGAUAGAAGAGUUUUUUUAGCUGAACAUCUACACUCCGACAUGUAUUGUAAUGUAUGAUUCGUUCAUCCCUUUUUAUUAUUCACUAAAGUUCAUUUAAUAAUC
Messenger RNA from Gambusia affinis (western mosquitofish), 2793 nucleotides. RefSeq names its product zinc finger protein 414 (gene znf414). Bases 693 to 1466 code for a protein of 257 amino acids. Lineage: Eukaryota; Metazoa; Chordata; Actinopteri; Cyprinodontiformes; Poeciliidae. The transcript is spliced from 5 exons. The record is from RefSeq and is a predicted model, not a curated record.